GAACAAGAUGACUGAACUUGCCCAUUACCAAGAACCUUUCUGCAGAUCUUAUCUUAUUCUUAGUCAAAGACUUGGGUAUAAAAGGGGCCAGCCGAAAUCGAGGAGUAAACAGUCGACUAAAAUGAAUCGCAGAGUGCAAAUAUUGGUGAUCUUGGGCCUGGUUUGUGCCAUUCAGGCGCGUAUUCCGAACCUUCGCCGUCUUAUAGGAUCGGGACACAGUAGUCUGGAAAUGGAUGUUGAGGAACCGAUGGGUCCUCAAAUUCUGAUCUACUCGCCCGGCGAGGCGAUGGCCAGAUCCAUGGAUGACCAGGAGCCCACCUUCCAUGAGCCGCAAAUCAGGGAGGAAGUGGCGGAUACCGAACCGGAUAAGGACAGUCGCAAGGUGCCCGAUUAUCUCUACUCGAAUGCCAUUCCCAUGGUCAAUGAUCAGAAUGUGAAGUAUGUGCUUCCCCACCAAGUGGCUGCCUAUCCGGUGGCUGCCUAUGGUCCUCAGUUAAUCUCCAACAAGAAUGCAAUCAACCAAAACCAAGGAGGAAAUGCCCUUUCCUUUGUGAUGGUGCCGCGCGUCCAAUUGGGUUUCAAUGUUCAAGGACAGUCGGGUUUCAAUUGGCCCAGUCUGAAUCUGCUUCCCAAUGAAUCCACGGCCUCCGAGAAGGAGGAGCCUUUGCCACCCGCCGCCACUGCCUACAUUCCCAUUCCAGUGCCCGGCCCACCUGGUCCACCCGGUCCACCAGGCCAGCGGGGUCCAGCAGGACCAGCAGGUCCACGGGGUCCUCGAGGUCCUGCCGGCGAAUCGGGCGUUAUUUCAGCCCAGAAACCCCAAAGCAUUUGGUACACCCAAACCGGCAGUAGCAGCAAUAAUCUCAACAACAAGCCCCAGUAUAACACACCCUUUUCCGGUGGCUAUCAAAGUUAA
Molecule: messenger RNA, 916 nt
Organism: Drosophila takahashii
Lineage: Eukaryota; Metazoa; Arthropoda; Insecta; Diptera; Drosophilidae
Source: RefSeq, a predicted model, not a curated record